Molecule: messenger RNA, 1245 nt
Organism: Bactrocera neohumeralis
Lineage: Eukaryota; Metazoa; Arthropoda; Insecta; Diptera; Tephritidae
Exons: 3
Source: RefSeq, a predicted model, not a curated record
AUGAGCGCAGCGCAGCCCCACCAACAAUGCCUUAGGCAUUCUCUGAAUGCCUACUUCAGCUUUGUCGAGCCUGCGAAUUCAGCUCCUACCAACAAACAAGGCAGCGGUGAGAAGGAUAAGUCAUCGCAGCGACCAAUUGAGCAGCACCAUAAGCAGAUCUUACAAAAAACAAAAGCAGAAGAGAACGGCAGUCAACAACGGCCAGCAGCAAACGUGAUCACACCAACAACUAAGCAGGUACCAGCGAGUACGCAGGCAGCGAAGAACAACAUAAAUCAAGAUGAUGAUAUUGCAUCCACGAGCGCUGCAGCAGUAAUGUGUCCUGAUGCUACCACAAUACAGCAGUGGAAUAUAGUGAAAAUGGUCAAAUACUUGGGCUCACAUGAAUUGUGUGUAGCAUUUGCCGAGGUAUACGGUCUGUUGCCAAAAAGCCGGCUUUGUACCAUUCACAAAACCAAAAUGGCAUUCCACAAACGCCACCCAGUAGGAUACUUUAAAUGCUCUAGGGGCAAUUGUAGGACGAAGUCCCUUAUUUCAAGGGCAGCGGGCACGUGGUUUGAAGGCGUCAAAUUAAGCUUUCCCCACGUGUUUUACCUAAUGUAUUGCUUCGAACACCGCUUUACGUGGGAAGAUAUUUAUAGGGAGAAUUAUGCGAGCGUGGGAAAGAAAUUGUCAUCUGCCACUAUCUCCGACUGGUAUAGCUACUGCAGGGAAGCGGUAGUUAUAUUUCAGUUAGACCAACAAGAAUUCAAAGGGAAGAUUGGUGGUCCAGGUAAGGUAGUGCAGAUUGACGAAAGUAAAUUCGGGAAACGGAAAUAUAACAAAGGAAGACGCGUAGAAGGGCAUUGGGUGCUGGGUAUGAUAGAGGAUGGCAGUGAGGACCUCAGACUGGAGGUAUGCCUCGACAAUGUACGUUCCGCUGAGGUCCUCAUCCCUCUUAUUCGUAAAAAUGUACUAGAAGGAACAACCAUAAGGACAGAUUUUUGGCGCGCAUAUGAAUGCCUCCCUGAAUAUGGUUACAUCCAUAGAAAGGUUAACCAUAGCGACCCUGGGAAUCCAUUCAUCGCCGAGGAUGGCACAAACACCCAAAGAAUCGAGUCCCAUUGGCGUGUAGUGAAGAGAUUUUUUUAUGAAGACAACUAUAAUAAUCCGGCAAACUUUGCUGAUGUUAUAGUAGAGUUUUUAUGGAGGCGGGAAAUCCAAAGAAAAAAUACAGACCCAUUUAUUUCUUUACUGGGUGUUAUU